AUGGAAAAUGCACAUGGUUCCAUUGCUGGAAGCUACACAAUCCUUCCUGCAUACUUAGCCCUUUUGCAAAGAACCAAUCCUGGUAGUAUUUUCUUUCUUGACCAUGUUGAAGAACCUCUUGGUGGUUCACGGUUUAAGUUUGCCUUCAUUGCGUAUGGAGCUUCAAUUGCUGGGUUUCCUUACAUGCGUAAAGUAAUUGUGGUCAAUGGUGCAAGUCUAAAAUGGUGGUAUGGCGGAUGUUUGCUGUCUGCUUGUGCACAAGAUGCAAACUUUCAGAUUUUCCCGCUCGCAUUCGCUAUUUUCGAUUACGAGAAUGACGCAUCCUGGCAAUGGUUUAUGUCGAAACUCAAUAUUUUGUCGAGGAUUCGGCGGACCUGGUCUUCAUCUCCGACAGGCACAAAAGCAUUUACACAUGAAUUAACAAGGCCGGAGAUGCACACGUUGUCACCGCCAAGGCCACAACCGUGCCUCUUGCCGUAA
Microthlaspi erraticum is the source of this 480-nucleotide messenger RNA. The record is from the annotation of a GenBank genome assembly. Lineage: Eukaryota; Viridiplantae; Streptophyta; Magnoliopsida; Brassicales; Brassicaceae.